Messenger RNA from Corvus hawaiiensis (hawaiian crow), 4049 nucleotides. RefSeq names its product LON peptidase N-terminal domain and RING finger protein 1-like. The record is from RefSeq and is a predicted model, not a curated record. Bases 88 to 1965 code for a protein of 625 amino acids. Lineage: Eukaryota; Metazoa; Chordata; Aves; Passeriformes; Corvidae. The transcript is spliced from 12 exons. Gene Ontology annotation, molecular function: protein binding.
GGCGGGAGCGCUGCGGAGCGCAGUCUGAGCGGCGGCCGGGGCGUGCGGGCACCGCCGGCUUUAGGGACAGCUCCCCCGACCGCUGCCAUGAGCGGCCCCUCCAGCCCGAGCUCCCCGCCGCCCGGGGAGAGCCCUUCCAGGCGGCCCCUCGGGCUGGACCUGCUGCGCUGCCCCUGCUGCCGCCUGCUCCUCUGGGAGCCGGUGACCGCGUCCUGCGGCCACUCCUUCUGCAAGCCGUGCCUCGGCGGGGCCGGGCCGUCCCGCUGCCCGCUGUGCCAGGAGCGGCUGGAGCUGCUGGGCGUCGGGGCGGCCAGGUGCAGCGUGGUGCUGUGCGGGAUCCUGGAGCGAUGCGUGCAGCGGCAGCGGCGGCUGGCCGGGCUGGCGGAGCGCGUCCGCGACCGCCUCGCCCGCGGGGACGCGCGGGAGGCGCUGAGGAUGGCGCAGAGAGGGGUCGAGCUGGCCCUGGACUGCAGCUCCCUGCGGCUGUGCCGGGCAGAGGCGUUCGUGGCACUGGGGCAGUAUCCUCAGGCACUGGAGGACCUGGAUGCUGUGUGCAGGGCUGAGCCUGGAGACCACCAGGCCUUCUUCAGGAAAGGGAAGGUGCUUCUGGAGAUGGGACAGAGAGCUGAAGCCCUGCUGGCCUGGGAGCACUGCUUGACACUCAGUCCCCAUUUCCAGCUGGCUCGGAGAGAGAUGGAGAAGAUCCUCGGGGAAGCCGAUGCUCCUCAGCCACACACGGCUGCUGCACACCUGGGUGAUGCUCACCUGAGCUCAGCUGGUUCCCAGGUUGGUGGAGGGAGCACAGCACUCCCAUCUUCCACACAAGCUCAGGAUCAGGAGAGAGAGCUGGCAGAUGGCCGAGGGGGUGCUGGGUCUGAGCACUGCCAGGGUACAGCCACCCCUUCCCAGCCGGGGCGACAGCAAGAACCAGAGACUUCGGCAGAGAGUCAGGGCCAGUGGUUGUUGGAUAACAAGGAGGAAACAGCAGCAGCGAAGUGUACCCAGCCAUGCCUCGGGGAGUCACUGAGCAUCUCUGACUUGGAGUGCUCCCUCUGCAUACGGAUGUUCUUUGAGCCAGUGACGACGCCCUGUGGUCACACCUUCUGCAAGGAGUGCCUCGAACGCUGCCUGGACCACCGGCCCAACUGCCCCCUCUGCAAACAGAGCCUGAGAGAGUACCUGAAGGCUGGGAGGUACAGCCCCACGGUGCUGCUGCAGGACAUCAUGCUGGCCACCUUCCCCACACAGCUGGCUGAGCGCCGGGAGCUGCACCGGGCAGAGAUGGCAGAGCUCUCCAACCUGACCAAGAACAUCCCCAUCUUCGUGUGCACGAUGUCCUUCCCUGGCAUCCCCUGCCCUCUGCAUGUCUUCGAGCCUCGGUACCGCCUGAUGAUCCGGCGGUGCCAGGAGAGUGGCUCCAGGAGGUUCGGCAUGUGCAUAUAUGAGAAUGGGAAAAGCUUUGCUGACUACGGCUGCAUGCUGGAGAUCCGUCAGGUGGAGCUGCUGGCGGACGGGAGGUCCUUGGUGGACACCAUCGGCCGGCAGCGGUUCCGGGUGCUGAGCCGCGGGCACAGGGAUGGCUACCACACUGCUGACAUCGAGUACCUGGAGGACAGGAAGGUGUCUGGGGAGGAGCUGCAGGAGCUGCAGUGCCUGCACGAGAGCACCUAUCGCCUGGCCCAGCGGUUCUGUGAGCACGGAGACCUCCCCUCCAGGCACAUCCUGAUGCAGCAUGGACCACUGCCCGAGAAGGAAGAGGACAUCCAGGCUUCAGCAGACGGCCCGACGUGGUGCUGGUGGCUCCUCUCCAUCCUGCCCCUUGACCCGUCCUACCAGCUGAACCUCCUGUCCUGCACAUCGCUGCGCGCCCGCCUGUCGCAGCUGCAGCACAUCCUCACGGCCCUGCUGCAGCAGCCCCCGCCCCGCCACCUCCUGCCCGAGCGCAGCCCCCGGGGCCGCGUCUGACCCUGCCCUCCCUCGGGACACACCUCCACCCUUGGGUUUCUCUGUGUGUUGCUCCACGGUUUGAGUGUGGUUUGAGCCCCCCCUCCCCGCCAAAAUAGUGACCUCAGCCGUGAGCUGGGCACCCUCUGCCCGGCUGCAGCAACAGCGACACUGUGCCAGCCGGGCCACCUCUGUGAGCUGCUUGGUGCCACUGCUGCCGUGCUGUGCCACCAGAGGGGAUACUGGGGUGCAGAGCUGGGUUGUGUCUCCAAAGCCCAAAUCACUUGCUGAGUGGCUUCUGCACGGAGGAGGAUUCUCCUUAGGACAGAGGACUGAGUGCAGGGAUUGCCUCACUUUUGGUUCUUUCACUUUGAAGGACAGCUUAGGGGUUUUAUAGAUGGUCCUGCCCCCUGCAGCAGAUUUAGAGGCUGGGGAGAGGUGGCACUGGGGAAGCAGAGAAGUGCCAGUGGCUUCCCCCAUCCUGGGGAGCUGGCUGUGCCACUGCUUACAGCUUUGACUUAGUUUGUAUUUGAACAGGAAGAAAGGUUAAAUUAAACAGUCUGAAACUCAUGGUCCUGCUCCUAACCACCUCCAUGGCCACAUGGUGAGGAGAUGGUUCUCUUUGAAUGCUCUCAGGUCAAGACAUCCCCUUCCCACUGCUCUGCUCGGUGCUGUGCUGUGUUUGCUUGCCAGGGCACUGCCAGGCACUCUCCUGACUGCCGGCUCCAAUGCUGUGAAGUACCGUGGGAGGGGGCAAUAUGUCGGCUUUGGUGCUUUUCCCCCUACCCAAAGGCUGCUGUUCCCAACCCUGGCUGGGUUCAGGUUACAGGGUCGGACCUGGGGGCUGGGAGGAGCUGAUAGCACAAGGGAGUUAACUCAGAAAGUUUUGUUGUGAGACUUUCUGCUCCUUGACUAAUGCAAUUUUUCCCUGCUCUGUGUUUCUUGUGAACUUUCUGCCUCCUCAGGAGAAAAUCAGGAUCUGAGCCAAGGCUGGACCCUUGCACUUGGGACCGAGAAUAGUUCAGUGUCCCCCAAAAGAGCACAGUGAAGUCAAAGGGAUCCACAUCUCUGGAGAGGCAGGGAGGGGGUAGGAUCAGUGACUGAGGCCAUGAGCCACAUGUCAGGGAGCGAGUGCUUGGCUGCUGCUUGUCUCUAGACACAGGGCAAAGACUCUCUUUGGACAGACCAGGCCUCCAUGGAAGUCCUGAAGAUUUGGGAUUUUUGUUUUCAUCCAUAAUUUCAGUGGCUUUGGAUUCAAUUCUAGGAGUGACAGCCACUCAGUCGUUGGAUUACAAUUGCUUCUGGAAUUUUAUCCCUGCAUUUCUCAAAGUUCCCACACCGCCUCAGAGAGCUGUGGGGGAGCAGAUCAGUGCAGUGAUCCUUACUGCAUGUGUUGCUGGGCUGAGCCUGGGGUGGGAGACUGCUCCAGAGAGGUCCCUGCUCAGGGCCACCACCUUUCCCUGUCCUUCUGCCUCCCGGAAUGAGAAGUGCCUGUCCCUCCUCUUCAUCAAAGUGCCUCCCUGGAGCAACAGUCAGGAACUGAGGGCUUGCUCCCCAGGAAUCUCUUUGAGCACAGGGCAGCUGAGGACAGCUCGGAGCUGGAUUUGCUCCUCUACCUUUGAGCUGUGCUGCUGGCCCAGGAGCACCACGAUUCCCAAGGAGCCAUAUCCCUGGGAUGUCAGAUUGGCAUGGGCUGGGGUAGGUGAUGAAGGGAUGCUCUGUGGUCCCAGGGCAGGUGGCAGGAUGACACUGAAGUUUGGGAAGUGCCUUUCUUUCCCCAGGAUCAAUGUGGGCUCACCCAGUGACAUCACCACCCCAAGCCACUCACCUGCCCCGAGUUGCCAUUUCCCCAGGGCUGAGAGGUCUCUGUGGAUCUCUCCAGCAAGGGGCUGGCAUGGGGGCACGCAGGGAGAAGUGUGGCUCUGCACUGUGUCACACUGGGGAGGAGCCAGGGACCAGAGCUGCGUCUGCCUGGCUGCUUUGGGAAGGGAUCUGUGCAACUUGCUCCAGUUUGCUUGGAGCACCUUCGUGGUUUUUAUUACUAUCUUUGCUCUUGGAAUUAAAUUUUCUUUCUGGUCAUUGAAAUAAAGACCUUUGUUGUUGUU